This is a messenger RNA of Glycine soja, 1529 nucleotides long. RefSeq names its product transcription factor MYB35-like. Lineage: Eukaryota; Viridiplantae; Streptophyta; Magnoliopsida; Fabales; Fabaceae. The record is from RefSeq and is a predicted model, not a curated record. The transcript is spliced from 6 exons. Bases 756 to 1247 code for a protein of 163 amino acids.
UCUUUUUCUUUUAUCUUUUAUCUUUCUAUUUCUGAAUCUUUUCCUUCAAAUCUCUUUGAAGUUUUCGUGGUUCUCUGAAUCAUGGAGAUGGAACAGUAUCAAUGAUUAUGCAGAAUCUCUCUUUCAGAUGGCACUCUGCUGGAACCUUUGACAAGGGCACAAAGACUAGUGGACCCUUCGGACAUUGCUAUUAGGCUUUUGGAGCCACUCAAGGCGGAGUUCCCUAUUUUGAGCUACGCCGAUUUCUACCCGGUGAUGAGUUUUUUGUCUUUGGUGUUUGUGCGCUUAAUGUUGUGUUUGUGUUGACACAGUUGGCUGGCGUUGUUGUCGUUGAGGUCACGGAUGGACCUGAAGUUCCAUUCCACCCUGGAAGAGAGCCAACCCAAAUAGGAAACCAACUCAACAUAACAACAAUGGGAGAAGUUACAUGUUUCCUUUUUCAAAUACUAGCACUUCGGAGGCUUAACAACAACUAUGCUCUCAACUUUGCAGUUGAUAGAUACACAUGCAACAUUUGUUAAUGCAAAUACCAUUCAACUACCUGUGUAUAUGAUCAUACUUGAUACUACAGAGAAAUUAUUUCUUUUGGAUAGGCAAUAAUGGUUGUUAUGACUACCAUUAAGAGUAUAUUGUUGUCACUGUUAUUUUUUUUGUUUGUUAUUUUCAUGCAAUUUAGGUGGAAAUGGAACUUACCAAAUAGUUUGGUCAGAAACAAAUUAAGUAUGUGAGAGUAUGUACCAUCAAUAUAGUCGCCAAUGUGGCUUUCAAUUUUUCUUCUUCUCUGUUUUCAAGGUCUUGCGAGAUGUGGAAAGAGUUGCAGAUUAAGGUGGCUGAAUUACCUAAGGCCAAACCUCAAAAGAGGAAACUACACCAAGGAAGAGGAGGAAACUAUUAUCAAGCUGCACCGACAUCUAGGUAACAGGUAUGCAACGGAGCAUAGAUGUGGAGUAGUUGUUAAAGGACCAAAUCUGAGUGGAAAUAUAUCAGGAACAGAGCCAUUGAAGGACAACCACAUACUUUUGAAAGCAGAAGCUUUAGAUGAUUCCCAUGAACCAAGUAACAUUGUUGUUGUUGUUAAUGAGUUGUCCAAGGAAAUAACAAAAAAUUUGGUUUCUCAUCCUGUGAAUGCUAAAUGUACUGCAGAAGGGAAGAGCAUAGCAAAUGUAGUCCUUUUAAGAGGUUGUGGCAUUCAAAUUGAGAGAAUCACUGAGGGACAGAACAAAGUGGUAAUUACUGAUAAAAUGUAGGCUAGGCUUCUAUCUUCAACAAAUCUGCCCAGCUUUACGAUUGCUAAGACCGUCUCUGAAGAAAAAAGGGAAGAAGAAGCAAACGGUCAUGUCCCUGAGUAAGGACAUUGUUCAAAUAACCAUUUGGCUUAGAAAGAAGUCAACAACCUUUUUCAUCCUGCUAUAUAUGUACAUGUUUAUUGUAUUCAUUUUAUCUUAUAUCUAUUAGAAGCUUUGUUUGUCCUAGUAAUCUGGCUUUGACCUUUGUCACAAUUUACCUAUAUGACAAAGUUUUUGUGUAGC